CUUCAAUUCGCCUGGCUGGGAAAAGCUAGUAGCUGCCAGCUAUCAUACCUGUACCUUAAUUCUUCUUCGUGUGUUCGGGGUGUUCGGUGGAUUGAAUUCCUCUCUCGGACGAUCCCGCCUUGCCGCUUUCGGAAAAUUUCUGCACUCUUCCCCAGUUCAUCCGGGUUUUCUUUCAUCCUUAAUUCCUUCUCACCUCGGCUGUGUCGGAGAGCUUGAACUUUGAAGAGAGGAGAGAGUUGAGACUUGCUCCCCUCCCCUCCCUUCCCCCUUCCGUCUCCCCCUCGUACAUCAUUCUAGGAUGUCGCAACCCAUGAGCAUGGCCGUGGACGGCCAUGGUGCUGCUGAAUUGGAUCAUGCGCCCCAGUAUGAUGUCGCCCUGCACGACAAGGAAAAGCAGGAGGAUCGCAAGGGCAGUCCCAUCUAUCAGGACACCUUUGGUGAUGAGGAGUAUGCCGAGGUCAAGUACAAGGUCCUCAGCUGGUGGCAAUGUGGUUUCCUCAUGGUGGCCGAAACCGUGUCCUUAGGCAUCCUCUCGCUACCCGCCGUCGUGGGUGUCUUGGGUCUCGUCCCUGCCAUCAUCCUUCUGCUGGGAUUGGGUCUCUUAGCCACCUACACAGGCUAUACCAUCGGCCAGUUCAGAUGGGCCUACCCGCAUAUCCAGAACAUGGCCGAUGCCGGCGAGGUUCUUUUCGGUAGUUUCGGUCGUGAGUUCUUCGGCACCGGCCAACUGCUCCUCGUUGUCUUCAUCAUGGCCAGCCAUAUCUUGACCUUCACUGUGGCCAUGAACACGAUCACCGAGCACGGCACGUGCACGAUCGUGUUUGGUGUUGUCGGCGUGGUCAUCUCUUUCUUCUUGGCCCUGCCCCGAACCUCAGCCAAUGUCUCCUACCUGUCGGUGGCGUCAUUCAUCAGCGUCUUCUCGGCUGUCAUGAUCGUCAUGAUUGCUGUCGGUAUCCAGCGUCCAUACAAGGGCGCGCUCGAAGUCACAGUGGACACUAGUCUGUACAAGGCUUUCCUGGCCGUGUGCAACAUUGUCUUCUCUUUCUCCGGCCAUGUGGCUUUCUUCGGUUUCAUGUCCGAACUCAAGGAUCCGCGCGAUUAUCCCAAGUCCCUGUGUCUGCUGCAGGGGAUCGAUACGGUUCUCUACAUCGUUACCGCCGUGGUGAUCUACGUCUUUGCCGGACCCAACGUGACCUCCCCGGCGCUCGGCUCAGCCGGCCCAAUGAUUGCUAAGAUUUCCUACGGCAUCGCUCUGCCGACAAUUAUCAUCGGCGGAGUGGUUAACGGCCAUGUCGCCUGCAAAUUCGUGUACGUGCGAAUCUUCCGCAACAGCGACCGCAUGCACAGCCGCGAUCUGGUGGCCACCGGCUCCUGGGUGGUCCUCAUGCUGGUCCUGUGGAUCGUGGCAUGGAUUAUCGCCGAGGCCAUUCCUGUCUUCAACGAUCUCCUGAGUUUGAUUGCCUCCCUUUUCGCCAGUUGGUUUACUUUUGGCUUCAGCGGCAUGUUCUGGCUGUACCUCAAUAAAGACCGACUAUUCUCCUCCCCGAGAAAGAUCGCCUUGACCAUCCUCAACGCGUUGAUCGUGGGUAUCGCCGCUUGUGUUUGUGGUCUUGGGCUAUAUGUCUCGGGACGUUCUUUACACGAAGACGCCAAUAGCUCGAGUUUCUCCUGUGCGAAUAAUGCAUGAGUGGGCCGGAGUUGUGUAUUUUUGGUUUGGCUGCUGCAUAUACUUGCAUGAUUUUGUAUAAUACUUUGUUGGACAGAUGUCACUGGUAUAGUGGUGC
Molecule: messenger RNA, 1784 nt
Organism: Aspergillus aculeatus ATCC 16872
Lineage: Eukaryota; Fungi; Ascomycota; Eurotiomycetes; Eurotiales; Aspergillaceae
Exons: 10
Coding region: 317-1687 (456 amino acids)
Biological process (GO): amino acid transmembrane transport
Cellular component (GO): vacuolar membrane
Molecular function (GO): amino acid transmembrane transporter activity
Source: RefSeq, a predicted model, not a curated record